Micropterus salmoides (largemouth bass) is the source of this 1105-nucleotide messenger RNA. Its product is annotated as low choriolytic enzyme-like. Gene Ontology annotation, biological process: proteolysis. Lineage: Eukaryota; Metazoa; Chordata; Actinopteri; Centrarchiformes; Centrarchidae. Gene Ontology annotation, molecular function: zinc ion binding; metalloendopeptidase activity. The record is from RefSeq and is a predicted model, not a curated record. The coding region runs from base 98 to 934 and encodes 278 amino acids. The transcript is spliced from 9 exons.
AGGCUGAAAGUUAGUUGGCUUUGCCACCUAUAAAAGUAGGUGGCACUUGUUUCCCCAGGCAUUUUCUUGGUCUUCCACUGCUGUCCUAAAAACAGUCAUGAUCCUCCAGGCUGCGGUACUUGGUGUCCUCUUCUGCUCUGUCCACAGUGAUCCUAUACAGGCUUGUUUUAAAAGGAAUGAAACGUACUCUGGCAACACCAUUGAGGAUGAUGAUUUCAGUGUCUCCACGCUGAUAGAGAGGGCCAAUGUUAAUGUUGGAAAGAACCUGGAUGAGCCUCUAGUGAUGUUUGGAGACAUAGCAAUACCAACCGGUCUGCAGAAUGCUGAUCCCUGCACAUCCCGAGGCUGCCUGUGGCCUAAAGCCACCGAUGGCAAUGUCUAUGUACCCUACCGCAUCUCCAAUCAGUUCUCCCGAAGAGAGAGAUGUACCAUCAUCCGAGCUCUGCGGUCAUUUGCCGAGUCCACCUGCAUCCGCUUCACCCCCUUGAAUGGCCAGGAGGACUUUGUCGACAUCCAGUCCCUCUCAGGGUGUUACUCAUUUAUCGGGCGUCGUGGACAGGGCCAGAUAGUAUCUUUGAGUCGCCAAGGCUGUGUUUUCCACCACGUCAUCCAACACGAGCUGCUCCACGCCCUGGGCUUCAACCAUGAACAGACCCGGUCCGACAGGGACGCGCAUGUUCGCAUCCUGCUGCAAAACGUCAUUGCUGGAAUGGAGCACAAUUUCGAGAAGAUCCAAACAAGGAACCUUGGCACUCCCUAUGACUACAACUCUGUCAUGCACUAUGGAAGGUAUUUCUUCUCUAGGAACGGGGAGCCAACCAUCGUGCCCAUUCCUGACAACAAUGUACCCAUUGGCAGGGCCAACCAGAUGAGCCCUAAUGACAUCCUCCGGGUGAACCGCCUUUAUCGUUGCAGAGCCAAAGGGGGCUCAUAAAGCACGACACUUAUAGAGACGUGCCCCCACCCUGAGUCUCAACAUCCGGGUUCCUAGCCGCUCUGGCCACCAUGACCCAGACAAAACCCCUUCAUUCCUACAUCCUCUAUCCCUUCAUCCUUUUCUUCCUGAACCUUCUCUCUAACCAAAUAAACUAUCUAUUGAUAUCAA